This is a messenger RNA of Paramuricea clavata, 467 nucleotides long. NCBI's taxonomy places the organism in Eukaryota, Metazoa, Cnidaria, Anthozoa, Malacalcyonacea, Plexauridae. The record is from the annotation of a GenBank genome assembly.
AUGUUUGUACCGCCUGGAUAUCACCUGAAUGCUGAAAUAGACAAUGAAGAUACAAAAGCGGAAAACCACGAGCAUGGUGGACCUGUGUAUACAUAUCCUGCAGGAAUUGGUACUACGAUUAUGAAUGGUUGUUGGGGGACAGGGUACAAACCUGGUGAUCCUUGUUAUAAAUCAUUAGGAGUAUCGACUGCCUGUCAGGUGUGUUUAUUAUUUAUCUGAUUUAUAUGCUAAAAACAGACAACUAAACAGAUGUACACAGGAUAACAGGAAAAGAGACCCAUAUUUCUGUUAUUACUAUUUUUUCACCGAAAAUUUCCGUAAUGUUCUAAAAUCUGUUUGCAUUUUUUCUGCAGAAUAUGAUUGACGGCGCGGCAUUUAUUGGUGUUGGUUUUGACGGACGUGGUAAAUAUAGUCCAGAGUCAAGAAAAAUGAGUAUUAUACAACGUUCUUGUGGUGGACGUCAAUAG